CACCCCCAUGAUAAAGGCUAAAUUAGAAAUUCAAGAUAACGUUACUGAUGACGCAGUAUGGCUAUUUGUAAAAUGAAAAAAACAUCUUUAGUUCUUGGCACUGCAAAACAGUAAAAUAAGUAUAAUUUUUGCAAUCGAGAAAACAUUAGCAAAAAAGAAAAUGGGAGAAACCGCUCCAAAUUAGGUGUGCCAAGCAAGUGGCAUCAUACACAAGAAGAUUGGAGAUUGUUAAUUGCUGCCUAAGUUAACGUUACAGAAGAAGUCCUCAAUGUAAUAAUGUCUAGACACACUGGAUGCCAAAGCACCCUGAUUGCGGACAGCAGGAGACUGAGGAGGAUCAUUGCUGAGAAUCCAAACUGGUCCUUGGGCCUUGUUCCCUUUUUAUCAAACCUCUGCUUAGAGUGUAUUGUGAAAAAUUUUGAGGGAACUCCCAUCUAUGAGGAGCUUAGACCGAGCCAGAGAGAAUUUGUGCAGGAGAGACUGUCAACAUCUCUGCCCCUUCCUGUGACGGCCAACUUGAUUGAUGAUGGCAUCUACUGGAGGCGAUGCUGUGAGCAGCGGUGGGACAUUUGUGACGUGUCUCAUUACGGCCACAGCUGGAAGCGGAUGUUCUUCGAGAGACACCUGGAAAAUAUUAUUGAGCAUUUCAUUCCGGAGACGACCCACUCUAAGACAGUUACAGAGUUCAUCCCUCUGUGCGAGAGGUACGUGAAGAGGCUGGACAUCUCCCAAAUGCUCCCUCCUGUCAAAGAAGCCAAGCCAGGAAAGCACGGAGAGGAAGUGGACUUGCUGAGCGAAGCGGACUCGGACGCUGUCCUCAUGGAACACUUUGACUUCCGCCAUCUUCUGGACAAGCUGGGCAGCCUGGAGGAGCUCCACUUGACCUACUGGGUCAAACAGUGUGGAAUGAACUUUGAAUGGAGGAUGUUUGAGAUGGCGGAACGAGACUGCGAGACUCUCUCCAUGGCUCUUGAAUCCUGCAAGACCUUGAAGGUCUUACGGCUCUACGAAAGCCACAUUGAUGAUCAUAAGUGCAAGAUGCUGGUCGGCUAUCUUGUGAACCACCCGUCCCUGACAGAGCUCAACCUUUCGCAUAACAUCAUCGGAGACAGGGGGGCCAAGGCGGUCGGCAAGCUGCUCCAAACCAGCAAACUAGAGAUCCUGAACAUGAGCGACAACCUUAUUCGAGACUUGGGAGCCAACGCCAUCGCUGCCGCCCUGUCCAAUAACUGCCCCCUAUUGUCCCUCAACCUUCGCAUCAACCGCGUGAGCGACGAGGGUGGUCAGGCCAUUGCCAUGGCCUUGCUGAACAACGAGACCUUGAUCCACCUGCACCUGGGAGCCAACCUGAUGACCGGGCCCACUGCCAUCACUCUAUCAGAAGCACUGGCUAAAAAUCAAACCCUGAAGAGCAUCAACCUCUCCUGCAACAAACUGGGUGUGGAUGGAGGAAAAGCUCUGGAGGAGACCAUAUCUCAAAACAGCUGCUUAACAGAAUGUGAUGUCCGGCUGACGGAGAUCGACGAGCAGAGCGCCUCUAUCAUCAAUCGGGUGGUUUGGAUCAAUGAGAGAUCAGAAGGAAAGCAACAAACACAAGAUACCGAGGACCCACAUCACGUACCUGAAACUCGUCAUCAGGGUAUACAGCAUCAAAAAUCAGAAGAAGAAGAAGAAGAAGAAGAAGAAGAAGAAGAUGAAGAACAAAAAGAAGAAGACAAAGACGAAGAAGAAGAAGAAGAAGAUGAAGAAGACGACGAAGAAGAAGAAGAAGAAGAAGAACAAGAAGAACAAGAACAAGAAGAAACUGCAGUUAAUUCUGGAAAAUAAUGAGCAGAUUGAAUAAUUAUGGUCCAGUAAAGGGUCAGGGCUUUAUGAAUCCAGGAUAACUGGACUCUUCAGUUUUUUAUAAAAAAUGUUUUGGUCUAGCUCAUUGCAGAUGGAUGCAUGACUGUAUACACCUUUCAGUUACUAUGUCUAACGAGCAACCGGACUGUGUACAAACAACUGUACAUUGAUGCUCAAGUAGAAUCAGCCACAAAAGUGAGUACACCCUUCAGUCACUAACCAUUUUAUUUGAUGUUCUCAAGGGACAAAACUUUGAUUCACAUUAACUUAAGAGUAGUCAACAUACAGCCUGCAUAGUACUAUAGAUUUAAUAUGCUUUAAAAAUAACUCAACACUCAUUGCCAUUAUUCUCUAAAUAGCUUGAAAAACAAGUGUGCACACCUCAUAGUGAAAAUGUACAAGUUUUGAGCACCAUUAUCUCGCACUGCCUUGAUCCAUCAUGGGCAUGGAAUUCACCAGAAUCCUUUUCCAUGAUGCAUAGCUGGUGGAUGCGAGACACUUUGCGUUUCUCCACCUUCCUUCCACUUGCUCGCACUUGCUCAUCUUGGAGGUGCAUUUACCAUGCUGGAAAACAGCCAUGCAGUCCAGUUUCCCAUGGGAGGGGCUCUGUGCCGUGCUUCAGAAUGUCACCGUUCAUGUUGGAAUUCAUGUUUCCCUCAAUGAACCGCAGCUCCCAGCACCGUCAGCACUCAUGCAGCCCCAGAACAUGAUGCUACAGUCACAAUUAUCUUGGUACUCACUUGUGUUGCCAGCUGUUUAGUCGAUAAUGGCUGUGUUGAUGUCUUAGUGUUUUGUAAAAACUGCUCUACAAGCUGUACACUGACUUCUCCAAAGUAUUGUUCAUCUUUUCCAGCCCAAUUUCUUCACAUUUUAUCAUAGCUAAUAAGGAUCCUCCACACUUCAUUCAAACAGCUAUGCUUGUUUCACAUCCCAAACACUGAAUGAGGAAAUAACAUCCACUUAAAGAGCUGACGUGUUCCGCUGGCUUCUACUUUAGAACUAAUCUUAAUUUGAAGGGCUCUGUCCUACUUCAUAUCUGUCUCUAUAAAGUUGCGGCACUCCCGAUUUCCAUUACCAUUCCCUUUUGAAAAUCAGACUGAACAUACACUGACAUCCACUCUGCAGUUGUGAGUGUUCUUUCAGUUCUUUAAAGCCAUCUUCUGGUAUUAUUACAUGUGACACUAUCAUCAGUGAACGCAGGCCUCUGCCUAUUUUCAGCGUCUUUGAGAGCCAGCUCUCUGCUUGUCUCUCUGAUAUGCAUCAGCAGCCGGAGCAGCAGAAGCAGCAUCCAGCUAUGCCACAGCUCCAUUACACCAUCCGGAAGAAGCAAAAUCAAUGAUUGUAUUCAAAACCAUUUAAAAGGAGGCAUGACGUGCUUAAUUUGAAAUAGAGGACAACAUGUUUGUCAGUAACCACAAUUUUUAGGCACUUAAUUAGACAGGUAGGUGGAAUAAGAAAUAGUAUUAAAAGUAACGUUUGGAACUAGUUAGGUUUGUCAUUGUAAGGUUUAUUAGUUUUUGGUUGGUAUUUAUACAAGACAACAGUUUACAGCCAGUGUGAAAGCCUUGAGGAAAUGCUGGUAUUGCAUGUGUCCUUUAGCACUCCUCUGCUGAAUUAUUAAUAAUCUGUGUUGCUAUAUUUACCAAGCCAGGAAGUGUAAUGUCAUCGCAACGAAGCCAAUUUCUGCUAACUUGAUAGUUCAGCAUUUAUCAGGCUGGCAGCUCUUUAAAUGUAUGUGUAUUUCUCGAUGAUUCCAAUUGUUUUUAACAUUUUCUUAAGUAAAAAGGCUGAAUUUGCAGAUUUCCUAAUCAAAGGAAGAAGGAAGAAACCUAAGGUGAGGCCACAAUGAGUGUGGCUUCUCUGCUUACUGCGCAAGCCCCGCCUACUGUUUGAUUGCACGCUGAGUUGCCUCAUGGCGCCUGCCAAUUUCCGUUUGGCAGCAUGUCGCAAAUAAUAUGUUGCAAAAACAUUUAUCAUACACCAUGACUUUUUGCAGCCUGUGUAAUGUCUUUAAUGUAAGCAUGACAUGAUUAUUCUUGUCACAUGAUGUCCUUCCACAGAGGAAAAGCCAUUUGUUUGGUUUUUUUUUUGCUAGCAUUAGCUAGCACUAGCUAGCAGAAAAUUAAAUGCAUUCAAUUUAUUUUUAUGCUCUGCUGAAUGAAUGAAUGAAUUUGACUGCCAAGAUGGAGGAUUAUAAACCCAAACUCACCAGGAGGUAAUCAGAACUUCUCCUGGAGAAGGGAAAUACAAAUCACAGGUAAGCACACAAAUGUUUUUCAAUUUAUAUAUAAAAAAAAUGCAAGAAGUAUCUGAAAAUAUUUUUUUUAACCAAAGUGAAUUAGUCUCCUUUUUUUGUUUAUACUCUUAAAGGGAUAGUUCGGAUUUUUUGACAUGUUGUAUAACAUCCCCUUCAUCAGUGUAGUGCAUCAACACUUACAGUACCUACCUCCACACCCACUUUGUCCGGUGAGCCCAGCUCUGGUCGGAUUUCGGUGAUGAGGAACGUCGUUCCGGUUAGUUGGUGGGACCACCUGAGUAAAGACUUUGACUUCUCAAAACAAUAUGCGUUAAAGAGUAAUACAUUUGCAUCCUAAAAAUGCCAGCUUCAAAAAAAUCAAUCGCUUGGCGUUACUUUCUCUCCCGUCGUAUCACUGCACGCUGUCGCCUGUCCAUUGUUGUGUAUGUGUUCCACAGUGUUUACAUGCGCGGAUGAAAACCGCUGUGGAACACAUACACAACAAUGCACGGGCGACAGGUGAAUCUGAAAAUAUGCUUAGAAACCUUUGCUUUUUUGCAACACUUUUUUUCCCCCCCAAAAGAUGAGUAUGACGAAUGGACUCACAUUUUAACGAGUUUCCCACAAGCAGCACGACUACAGCAUCACCAUCAGUUAUCAUGUUUUGUUCUUGUGUUGUUGUACUAUUAUUAACAGUGGCCGUGUCAUAAGUGAAAAUGUUAGGCACAUCUGUGACUGUGAAUCAUCUCAACAUUACGCCUUUGCAAUCAAUGUUACAGCUGUUUAUUGUUUUUACAUUUUAAUACUGGUUAACUUGUCUUUACUUGUAUGACCAUUACAAAAAUGUUAAAAUGUUACUUAAAAAAAUUCCCUGUACAUUUAUUAAAGGUUUUACUAUGGCAGCAGAGGGAAAGAAGAGAUUAUAUAGAUGUUCCACAGCAUUUCCUCUGAUUUAGACUAGAAGCCAAAAGUCUAAAAAGUAGGACAUUUAGUACUCCCAUGUGUAUUUGUAGUUUGAUUCUUUACAGGACAGUCUUGAUAAAUGAACCACAGUCACAGUGUACCCUAUGCAACAAUCACAUCAUAUUUGCUUCCCCUGACUCAGUGUCUUGUUUGUGAUCUGUCUCAGCCAACCGUGUUGUCUUUAUCCGUGUCCAGGGUCAAAGGUCAUAGAGAAGUCUCCACACAGGAUCCAUUCCUGUGCAGAGAGCGAUGGUCGUGGUUGAGGCAGCCUUCAUUGUUAUGUACAAUGAGUACGGGAAAGUAUAGUGCGUCUUGGUACGCCGGAGGGCUCUCCUCCCUGUCCGGCUGGCCCGAUAGGCACCGUGUGCUCUCCGUCGGCCGGCUGGGCUCGUUCAGGCUCCCACUGCUCCUCCACGGGCAGCUACGCCUGGAGCUGUAGAGGCGGCCCAACGAGAAGCGGCUGGCGCUGAAGGGCAGGCGAGGGCUCGCCGUGUUGCAGAUGCU
This is a messenger RNA of Dunckerocampus dactyliophorus (ringed pipefish), 5548 nucleotides long. It is a transcript of the gene drc5, whose product is annotated as t-complex-associated-testis-expressed 1. Gene Ontology annotation, cellular component: sperm flagellum. The transcript is spliced from 7 exons. Gene Ontology annotation, biological process: flagellated sperm motility. The coding region runs from base 277 to 1827 and encodes 516 amino acids. Gene Ontology annotation, molecular function: protein binding. NCBI's taxonomy places the organism in Eukaryota, Metazoa, Chordata, Actinopteri, Syngnathiformes, Syngnathidae. The record is from RefSeq and is a predicted model, not a curated record.